UCCUGAUGUUUGAUGUUGAAGUUGUCUAACACUUUUGUGUGAGACAUUACUGAUGUUUGACACCAAAUUUGUGUAUUCGCUUGCUGUCUCAUAUGCUAUGCCUGCAUUUAGUUUCAGAACAAAACCAUUGGUUGAGUUUUAAGACAGUACGACAUAAGGUUGAAUGGUUGAUACUUGAUAUGCCUCUUUUCUUAUAGCAUUUGUGUCAACAUCAAAACAUCAGAUAUGAUUUGUGUUUGGAUAGAUGUGUAAUCACUUAUGCAAUCACUCUAUGUUUCUUGUUAUUCCAUGCUCUAAGUUUGCUAAUGCAAUGCUAUUAAUUCUCUUUCAGGCAGUAGAAAAUGGCAGAUGGUGAGGAUAUUCAGCCACUUGUCUGUGAUAAUGGAACAGGAAUGGUUAAGGCUGGGUUUGCUGGAGAUGAUGCUCCCAGGGCUGUAUUUCCUAGCAUUGUUGGCCGCCCUCGCCACACUGGAGUGAUGGUUGGCAUGGGACAGAAGGAUGCAUAUGUUGGAGACGAGGCACAGUCUAAGCGUGGUAUCUUGACUCUGAAGUACCCUAUUGAGCAUGGCAUUGUCAACAAUUGGGAUGAUAUGGAAAAAAUCUGGCAUCAUACCUUCUACAAUGAACUUCGUGUUGCUCCAGAAGAGCAUCCAAUCCUCCUCACUGAAGCACCUCUCAACCCAAAGGCUAACCGUGAAAAGAUGACACAAAUCAUGUUUGAAACAUUUAAUGCACCAGCUAUGUAUGUUGCCAUUCAGGCUGUUCUUUCCCUUUACGCUAGUGGUCGUACAACUGGUAUUGUGCUUGACUCUGGAGAUGGUGUCAGCCAUACAGUCCCUAUUUAUGAAGGGUAUGCUCUUCCACAUGCCAUCCUGCGUCUUGAUCUUGCUGGUCGUGACCUCACUGAUCACCUGAUGAAGAUUUUGACUGAGCGUGGUUACUCAUUCACCACCACAGCUGAGCGUGAAAUUGUGAGAGACAUGAAGGAGAAAUUGGCCUACAUUGCCCUUGACUAUGAACAGGAACUAGAAACUGCCAAGACCAGCUCUUCUGUUGAGAAGACUUAUGAGUUACCUGAUGGUCAGGUGAUCACCAUUGGGGCUGAGCGUUUCCGAUGCCCUGAAGUCCUCUUCCAACCAUCUAUGAUAGGGAUGGAAGCUGCUGGCAUACAUGAAACAACAUACAACUCCAUAAUGAAGUGUGAUGUUGAUAUCAGAAAGGAUUUGUACGGCAACAUUGUUCUUAGUGGUGGUUCCACCAUGUUCUCUGGUAUUGCGGACAGAAUGAGCAAAGAGAUCAGCGCAUUAGCCCCCAGCAGCAUGAAGAUCAAGGUUGUUGCUCCUCCUGAGAGGAAGUAUAGUGUCUGGAUUGGAGGUUCGAUCUUGGCAUCCCUCAGUACAUUCCAGCAGAUGUGGAUCAGCAAAGCUGAAUACGAUGAGUCUGGCCCUUCAAUUGUGCACAGGAAAUGCUUCUAAGCACAACAAGCAAGGAGAAGAUGGAAUUAAAGUUCUUUGGCUUCGGGAAGUAAAUGCUUCUUGCAUUUGCGUAUCUUGUUCCUAGGAUCUGUUUUUUUCCUCCCCUAUCUCUCUAUAGUCUUGGCAAUAACCUUGAAAAGAUGGGGCGAAUGUCUGAAUAUUUCAGUUCCCUUUCCCAUUUCCUCUUGGUAGUAUUGAGGGACUAUUGCCCAUCUUGUUAUGUAUUUUGUACUACUUAUUUUUCCUUUUUCUCUGGCUUGUUUUACUUAUUAGCGUGAUAAAUAAACAAAUCUUAA
Rubroshorea leprosula is the source of this 1771-nucleotide messenger RNA. The record is from the annotation of a GenBank genome assembly. Lineage: Eukaryota; Viridiplantae; Streptophyta; Magnoliopsida; Malvales; Dipterocarpaceae.